Molecule: messenger RNA, 2251 nt
Organism: Galendromus occidentalis (western predatory mite)
Lineage: Eukaryota; Metazoa; Arthropoda; Arachnida; Mesostigmata; Phytoseiidae
Product: dipeptidyl peptidase 3
Exons: 10
Coding region: 179-2206 (675 amino acids)
Cellular component (GO): cytoplasm
Molecular function (GO): dipeptidyl-peptidase activity
Source: RefSeq, a predicted model, not a curated record
UUAUGAACGAGGACGAGUCGCGCCAUAGUCUCCAGCGCAAUAAUUCGAUAACACUGGAUUGCUUUUAAGAGCCGCUUGGGAAGGACAUCUGAUCAACCUCGUUCAGACCUCACCCGAGAGUCCCUUGAUCUUCAUAUUGCUACAUCGUAUACUCAGAUAUCGGCCAACGCUCGCCGAAAUGAGAGACUUCCUAAUUACGAGGCACAAAUUCAGCCAGGCUGAUGUCGACAAUCUCUACCUGUACGCCGCGGCCUUCUUCACAAACGCAGGGAAUUAUCGUGCUUUCGGCGAUAGCAAAUUCAUACCGGAUGUUCCGCAAACCAAAUUGGCUACAGUCACACAAGAAGUACUGGGCCCCGCAGAAUUUCAUUUCUACAACAGCCACUGUUUUCCGAGAAUGUACGACUACACUGAGAAAGUCCGACUCCUGGGAUAUUUCCCACCCAGAGGUACCACAUCAUUCUUCUCGACCAACUGCACAGAGGAAGACGGGAGAUUGAUCACAGCAUUCCUCAUUUCGAAGAAUAUCGAAGCAUUCAAUCACAGAGUCCUCAAAACUAUCGACCCUGACGGAAGAAGCGUUUACGAGAUUCGUUUCGCCUCGGCCGAAACAACAGAUGACUUGGACACCUCCCCAGAGAACAUCAUAGGGACGGCGCACGUUUACGAAGGUUCUGUGAUCAAGAUGACGCGAGGCGACUACAGGAAACUUCUGGCCGCGGUCAAUGAAGAGCUCCGAGAAGCGACUAAUUACCCCCGGAACGGCCAAGAGGCGGAUAUGCUGAACUUGUUCAUCAAAUCGUUUGAAAUGGGCUCUUUGCAACAUCAUAGACAAGCCAAUCGGAUCUGGAUUAGAGACAAGCUGCCUUUCGUCGAAUGUCAUUUCGGUUUCGUCGAACGACACAGAGAUCCUGCUGGGGGACGAGCCUCUUUUGAGGGUUUCGCGGCGACAGUGACUAACGAGAUGACGAAUCGCCUCAUGAAGCUGGUGCAAGCGGCGCCUCAAAUCACUGAGACGUUUCUGCCGUGGCCCAGAUCCUUCAACGUCGAACGAGAGCUCUCUCCGGAUUUCACGUCGCUCAAUGCUAUAGCUUUCUCGGGACAUUCCAUCUACUCUGGCGUCAAUCUUCCACACUAUUCUGAAGUCACGCAGAAUGAAUGCUUCAAGAGCAUCCUAUUUUCGAAUCACAUCAUACACGAGCUUGUGACGCAUUUCUUCACGCCGAGAGAUUCCGAACUCCUCCUCAAGCAUCGUGUGAAAGCCACUGAAGCUCAAGUGAUUUUCCGCGAGCUCUUCGGUCACGGCACUGGGAAGGAGCUGCGAGAAAACCGUUUGGGGAAACUGAAUUUCAGACGGGACCUCGUGGAUCCGCUCACGGGGAGAUCUGUAUCGAGCUGGUACAAACCAGGUCAAACAUAUGAAAAUGUCUUCGGGAAGUUUGGCUCCUCGAUGGAGGAGUGCAGAGCGGAUGCCGUGGGAAUUCUUCUGACCUUGGAACCCUAUAUUCUGAAGUACAUCGGUGUUCCCGACACGGAGGCGGAGAACGUUGCCUAUGCCAACUGUCUCUCAAUGAUGAUAAAAGGACUCGUGGCUCUCAAGACUUACGAUGUGAAGAACAAAGUUUGGGGCAAUCCGCAUGCUCGUGCGCAUUUCGUGAUCUUGAACGUGCUCCAGCAAAAAGUCCCGGGAUUCGUCUUCGUGAGAGAAGUCGUUGACAGGAAUACGAAUUCGCGUAAUCUCGAGCUGGCCAUCGACAGGGCGAAGCUCGUUGCAAUCAGGAAACCUCUACGGGAAUUCGCGCUGCGAUUGCAUGUAUUCAAAUCGACAGCUGACUUCCAAUCCGCCGAGUUUCUGUACGACGAGUUCUCGGAUCCCGCGUCGAGAAUAGUUUCGUUGAACAAGAAAUUCUCUGAUAUCAGACACAUCGUUGACCAAGUCGUCAAGGAAAAACCACUGGUGGUUCAGCCAAACACCUUGCUCAGAGGCUCGGAAGCCGUUAUGAUAUCAUACGAGCCCACGGUCGAGGGCUUGUUGAGAUCGUUCAUGGAACGUUUCAACAAGAUAGAAGAAAAAUAUACAAUUCUGAAGGAUAUUUACGUCCAAGACAUGCAUCAUUUCCCUUGGGAGGCUUCUUGUUCUUCACCGACAUUUGAUCAACUUUUUUCCUCCCCCUCCUCCCAAGGUACUGAUGCUAAGGAUUCGUAGAGAACUGAUAUAGCUAAUGAAUAAAGUGACUCAAGGGUAUUCCCG